AUGGCCUCACAAGAAAUGGUGUAUGACAGUGCACACUCUAUCGAUGAUGUACCGGCCAAUUUCCGAGAAUUCGUUAGUCGUCAAAAGAAUAUUACUUUGUUAAGAGAAAUCAAUGAAUUGAUCCGAUUAGAACCGAAGCGCUUUCAAUAUGCAGAUGGUGUUUUUUCAAUGUCAAAUUCUUCUAUUAAAUGGGCCUCUUUCAUUUACGGUGGUUUCUCUUCGGCGUGCUUGCAAGCGUCGAUUAAAUUUUGUAAAGAACAGGAAUGUGAAGUUUUUUUUCGUCUUAUCUCAUACAAUCCGCCAAUUUAUUCGACACGGCAGCCAUUGUUUGAUGUUUUCAAAAGCAACGAUUUACUUUUGGCACGAAAAUUACAUUAUUUGGAGUUGGAAUUGUUUAAUAUUCGUCCGAUACUGACAGAAGAGCCGUCAUUUGUUAAGUCGUUCGAUCAGUUCUUGAACAAUAUGGAUCAAAAGUUUUGUUUAAGUCGAUGGUCCCAUUUGAUUGACUAUUCGAAAUUCCAUAUUGCUGGCGGAUGUUUAUUGACGAGUUUACGAAACAAUUUAUUUACGUCAUCAGGUCAAGAUAUUGAUUUAUUUUACAAAGGUCCAUCAUACAGCGAUUAUCUGGAGUGUAUUAAUCAGAUCGAAGAAAAACUCUGUCAAUAUUUUUAUGUGAAACGAAACAUUUGCGUUGGAAAAAAAAUCAUUAACAUGCGAUUGUUCACAAAUAGUUAUAUUAGUAAUCUGAUGCAGCAGCCCGAUUUUAUUGAUUUACAGUUUGUUUUCAUCAAAAAUGAUUAUGCUCCAGAUGAGUUGUUAACAAAAUUUGAUAUCGAUAUCAGCCAAUUUUCAUUCGAUGGUAAAAGAUUAUACUGUACGAUGGCUGCUGCCCAAGGAAUUCGAACAGGAACUAUGAUUCAUUAUGGUCUUCAUGACGACGAUAUCGAUUUUGCGUCAAUUGCCAUUCGAAUUGGAAAGUACAUGAGACGCGGUUUUCGACUGUUAUAUCCGGUGCAAUUUAACAUCAAACGAUUCGAUAUGACUCCAUUAUACAUUAGCAACAAAUGCUUUCCGUUACGUAUUCAACGAACUGGAAACGCUGAGAACGAACUUUCUGCGGACUUAUUGAAUCAUAAUUCAAAUUCUAUUAACGACUAUCAGUACCCCAGUCUGACGUGGAGUCGUAACUACGACUAUUUUCAUAUUCAACAAAAAUUUCGAUUUAAACUUUUGUUUGGUUUCGAACAGUCGGAUAUGUUCGAUUAUUUUUGA
This is a messenger RNA of Adineta ricciae, 1272 nucleotides long. The record is from the annotation of a GenBank genome assembly. NCBI's taxonomy places the organism in Eukaryota, Metazoa, Rotifera, Eurotatoria, Adinetida, Adinetidae.